UUUUGAUUGCGUCAGUGUAUGGUGCACAUACAGAUGUUACCUUAAACAACACUUGUAUGACAAGACCAUGAUAGGGCUUAAAACAAAAAGUGGCGUGAACUAAAUUAAAAGUAUUUCAACGCGCUUUACUAAAGCUCGUCGAGUGUUUUAAAUAGUUUUCCCAUGUCAAAACAAAGGCCGGCUGAUGAUUUUUAUGUAUUGGCUAGUAUAUUUAGUAUAGUUUUUGCCAAAUGCUUUUGGAUUUUUUACAACCUAGUAUUUUGGCAUUAUUUAUGCACGGUCACAUUGCAAAGUAGUGUUUAACUUGUGUGUGUGUGUGCAAGGCAGGGGAAAAAGUCGCUCCAUUUUUCUCGUGCUCUCUUGCGUACGUUUGGCUUUGCUAUACAAUUAGAUGGCGAAUCGUAUAAAUAUUAAAAUAGUGUUUGCCUGACUUUUAUGUAGGAAGCAAACACACAAAUCCACAAAAACGCGCCGCAUAAUAAGUGUAAAAUCGCAUACAUAUACCCGACUAUAGAAAUUGGCCAAUCGCUGGUCUGCGUGUGUGUGUGUAACUGUGUAUGUGCGCGCGUGUGUGUAAGUGAGCAAUGAAAAAUGAGGCGUAGGUGAGGAAUAUGUGUGCAAAAUUGUCGAAAAGCCUGUUAUGACAUGCUAAUCGCAGGGUCGGCCAUAAGGUGUACAUUCAACAGCGCUACCAUCCCACAAAAAGAGGCAAAUAAACAUAUUUUCAAUGUGCGCGCGCCAAAUGACAGCUGACGAUCGGUUAAAUAGAAUUCGACUAUAAGUUAAACAAGAAAGAAAAGAUCAAGAUCAGAUAAAUUAAACAAGAAACUAUUGUUGUUAGUUGUCGUAGGCGUGUACGUCAACCAUAAUUUACAAAAAUUGUUAGAAAUUUGUGGGGAAAAUGUGCAAAAGUGUGUUUUUUAAAUUGUUAGCCAAAAUUAUUUGUUUACCUAGUACUACAUAGAACGUAACUGCCUUUCUUUAUCCAACAAGAGCAACAAUAAUAACAAAGAUAUUUCGACGCACCGGACAAGCGAGCGAGCACUUAAAUUAAGAUAAACAGUAAAUAUAUAAUACAGCUGCAUUCAACAAUAGCCAACAACAACAACAAUAUUUAACAAAUAACAAAUCACCAAGGAAAUGCUCAAAUUGAAUACCUAAAUGUCAAGCGACAGCAGCACUGAUGCGACAGCAACAAAUAACAACAACAGAUCAACAAAAGCAACUGUAAGCUAACAGAAGAACAACAGAAGGGAGCAGUAGUAGGGUAGUUGCGAACUUGUGUCUAGAGAAGAGAGUGGAGCGAAAGAGAGAGGUAGAGAGUGGCGACUGAAGAGUGUAUUGCAACAGAUCAACAGAGCAAUUGGCUUGCCGUAUGCAUUGGACGCAUGCGCGGCAUGCGUGGAUGUUAAGUGAGUGUGUGUGCGUGUGCCAGUGUGUGCGUGCGUGCGUGUGUAUGUGUGCACGCACAACAUAGCGGCAGCAGCAACAGCGGCAGCAACAAAAACUAACAUCUAAAACAACAACCGAUCAACAAUAAAGUCCACACAUUCAACAGUUUGAACGGAAAAUUUGGAACAGCAAUUUCGCAUUUCUACAACGUUUUGGAUCAAUCUUAUCAACAAUCAUUAGCUGUUGCUAUUAGUUUCGUAUAUAUAUAUUUAUUUAUAUAUAUUAUCUUUGGAAAUUCUGUGGAAAGUGAUUGAAGGAAACUUGCAACUGCUACAACAACAACAGCAACAACGUCAACAUCAACAAGAACAGCAGCAAUAAUUAUAAUAAUAAUUACAGUAUGCAGCGACGCGAACGACAAGCGAGAUUUGAUUUCAUUCAGCGUUGGCUAAACGUGCUUGUUAGGACAUUGCGUCAGUGGUAUGCAAAGCUCACGCAAAUCCCUCUUGCUUUAAAUCUUCGAAAAUCUGGCGGCGGUCCACAGACAACAACUGCCGGUCCAUCCGCUGGUAAUGUAGCAAAUGCUACCAUUGCCGGUGGAAAGAGCACAAGCAAUAACAUGUAUUCCACCCGCCAAUCUGUAAGCACCACAACCGGUGUGCUCAUGGUCGGACCAAAUUUUCGUGUCGGUAAAAAAAUUGGCUGUGGUAACUUUGGCGAAUUGCGUUUAGGUCGACGCAUGUGUUGCUUUGGAGCUGCUUCUGGUGGUGGGCGUGGCGCUGAUAAUGUUACAGGAAAAAAUCUUUACAACAAUGAACAUGUAGCAAUAAAAAUGGAGCCUAUGAAGUCGAAGGCUCCACAACUACACUUAGAGUAUAGGUUUUAUAAGCUAUUAGGAUCACAUGCAGAGGGUGUACCAGAAGUAUAUUACUUCGGCCCAUGCGGCAAGUACAAUGCUCUUGUUAUGGAAUUGCUUGGUCCAUCACUCGAAGAUUUGUUCGAUAUUUGCGGCAGACGUUUCACUUUGAAGAGCGUACUACUGAUAGCUAUACAAUUACUCCACCGGAUCGAAUAUGUUCAUAGUCGGCACUUAAUUUAUAGAGAUGUAAAACCAGAGAAUUUUCUCAUUGGCAGAACAUCAACAAAACGUGAAAAAAUUAUACACAUAAUUGAUUUCGGUUUGGCCAAAGAAUAUAUUGAUUUAGAUACAAACAGACAUAUACCAUAUCGGGAGCAUAAAUCCCUGACGGGCACCGCUCGCUAUAUGUCGAUCAACACGCAUAUGGGGCGCGAGCAGUCGAGGCGCGACGAUCUGGAGGCUCUGGGUCAUAUGUUUAUGUACUUCUUAAGAGGAUCACUGCCCUGGCAAGGCCUUAAGGCUGAUACACUCAAAGAGAGAUAUCAAAAAAUCGGUGAUACAAAACGUGCAACACCUAUAGAGGUACUUUGUGACGGCCACCCUGAAGAGUUUGCAACAUACUUGCGUUAUGUGCGGCGGUUAGAUUUUUUCGAAACACCCGACUAUGAUUUUCUGCGAAGACUGUUUCAAGACUUAUUCGAACGUAAGGGCUAUACCGACGAGGGCGAAUUUGACUGGACAGGGAAAACCAUGACCAAGGAUCAGCUGGAGCAAAUGAAGGUUAUUAAAAAUGCGCCGCCAUCGUAUUUGGCCAAGAAUAAAUCCGAUAAGUCAACGCCCGUCGGAUCUCUGCAAACUGGCCAUGAAGUCAUCAUUUCACCAAAUAAAGAUCGUCAUAAUGUUACGGCUAAGACAAAUGCCAAAGGAGGUGUUGCUGCGUGGCCGGACGUGCCCAAGCCGGGUGCGACCCUUGGCAAUCUGACACCCGCCGAUCGGCAUGGUUCAGUGCAGGUUGUGAGUUCGACAAACGGCGAACUGAAUGCGGACGAUCCCACGGCCGGACACUCUAAUACGCCCAUCACCCAGCAGCCGGAAGUAGAGCUUGUCGAUGAAACAAAUGGUUCCUUAUAUUCCAGAUGUUGUUGUUUCUUUAAACGAAAGAAGAAGAAAUCAACGCGCCAAAAAUGACUAGAAGGUGUACAAUGUAGUCCAGAACGCGAGGCAGUCACAUUGCUGCGCGCCACUUCACAUUCAAACUCACGGGAUAGCGUAUUGAAUAAUCCGAGUCAGGAUUACAUCCAACAGGCAACGUCGCAGCACACGUUGCGUUAUCCUCCAUCCGCGUCGAUGUUGACGCCAACACCAACUACAAAUACACCGACACUUCCGUUGUAAUUUAUAUAAAUACAGAAACCAG
Molecule: messenger RNA, 3668 nt
Organism: Drosophila mojavensis
Lineage: Eukaryota; Metazoa; Arthropoda; Insecta; Diptera; Drosophilidae
Gene: gish
Product: casein kinase I
Exons: 15
Coding region: 1793-3439 (548 amino acids)
Biological process (GO): peptidyl-serine phosphorylation; positive regulation of canonical Wnt signaling pathway; endocytosis
Cellular component (GO): plasma membrane; cytoplasm; nucleus
Molecular function (GO): ATP binding; protein serine/threonine kinase activity
Source: RefSeq, a predicted model, not a curated record